Messenger RNA from Galeopterus variegatus (Sunda flying lemur), 2489 nucleotides. It is a transcript of the gene SLC38A3, whose product is annotated as solute carrier family 38, member 3. Gene Ontology annotation, molecular function: L-glutamine transmembrane transporter activity; L-histidine transmembrane transporter activity; L-asparagine transmembrane transporter activity. NCBI's taxonomy places the organism in Eukaryota, Metazoa, Chordata, Mammalia, Dermoptera, Cynocephalidae. The record is from RefSeq and is a predicted model, not a curated record. Gene Ontology annotation, biological process: amino acid transmembrane transport; histidine transport; asparagine transport. Bases 157 to 1668 code for a protein of 503 amino acids. The transcript has 16 exons.
AUCCCCCGCAGCGGCUGUCGCCUUCGCAGCCCUACGCUCAGCCGGGAGCAGAGCAGACGGCACCGGCCCAAGCGAAGCGCCGCGCGUGCCCACCCGCGAAGCCAGACUUCUGACUGUCGGUGUGAGAGUAGUGUUGCUGCUGCUGGUCCCUGAGCCAUGGAGGCGCCUCUGCAGACAGAGAUGGUAGAACUGGUGCCCAACGGCAAACACUUGGAGGGGCUACUUCCAGUGGUCACCCCCACAGCCUGCAUCCAGAGGAUCGAGGACUCCAGACAGAGCUGUGCUGAGGGCAAGGGCUUCCUACAGAAAAGCCCCAGCAAGGAGCCACACUUCACUGAUUUCGAGGGGAAGACGUCAUUCGGGAUGUCAGUGUUUAACCUCAGCAAUGCUAUCAUGGGGAGCGGCAUCCUGGGGCUUGCCUAUGCCAUGGCCAAUACAGGCAUUGUCCUUUUCCUGUUCCUAUUGACGGCCGUCGCCCUGCUCUCCAGCUACUCCAUCCACCUGCUCCUCAAGUCUUCAGGGGUCGUGGGCAUCCGUGCCUAUGAGCAGCUGGGCUACCGUGCCUUUGGGACCCCAGGAAAGCUGGUGGCAGCAAUGGCUAUCACACUACAGAACAUUGGAGCCAUGUCCAGCUACUUGUACAUCAUCAAGUCUGAGCUGCCUCUUGUCAUACAGACCUUUCUGAACCUGGACGAUCAAACCUCGGACUGGUACAUGAACGGGAACUAUCUGGUGAUCCUGGUCUCUGUCAUCAUCAUUCUGCCCCUGGCACUGAUGCGGCAGCUUGGCUACCUGGGCUACUCCAGUGGCUUCUCUCUCAGCUGCAUGGUGUUCUUCCUAAUUGCAGUCAUCUACAAAAAGUUCCACGUGUCCUGCCCGCUGCCCUCCUUCGGCAACACCACAGACAACUUCGACUACACGGAGGUCAUGGAGGAGAAGGUGCAGGUGCAGGUUGAGACUGAGGCUUCAGCCUUCUGCACCCCAAGCUACUUCACACUCAACUCACAGACAGCAUACACCAUCCCCAUCAUGGCCUUCGCUUUUGUCUGCCACCCUGAGGUGCUGCCCAUCUAUACAGAGCUCAAGGACCCCUCCAAGAAGAAGAUGCAACACAUCUCCAACCUGUCCAUCUCCGUCAUGUAUGUCAUGUACUUCCUGGCUGCCCUCUUCGGCUACCUCACCUUCUACGACAGCGUGGAGUCAGAGCUGCUGCACACUUACAUCAGGGUGGACCCAUUUGAUGUGCUGAUCCUGUGUGUGCGUGUGGCUGUGCUGACAGCAGUCACACUCACAGUGCCAAUCGUUCUGUUCCCGGUGCGCCGUGCCAUCCAGCAGAUACUGUUUCAGAACCAGGAGUUCAACUGGUUGCGGCACAUACUCAUUGCCACUGGUCUGCUUACCUUCAUCAACCUGCUGGUCAUCUUCGCCCCCAACAUCCUGGGCAUCUUUGGGGUCAUCGGUGCCACAUCUGCCCCAUGCCUCAUCUUCAUCUUUCCUGCUAUCUUCUAUUUCCGAAUUGUGCCCACUGAGAAGGAGCCUGCAAGAUCCACCCCAAAAAUCCUGGCCCUUUGUUUUGCUGUGCUUGGCUUCUUGCUGAUGACCAUGAGCCUGAGCUUCAUCAUCAUUGACUGGAUCUCGGGGACCAGCCAGCCCGGAGGAAGCCAUUAGGGUGACCUCCAUCCUGUUUUGUUUACUUGUCCUGGCACCCCUGCCCAAACUCUCCAGCCCCUACACCCAUCCAGUGGCCAGUCAAUUGGAGGGAAAAGAUCCAGUUAACACCAUAGCAUUUGGCCUCACCCCAUGUCUUCUCUGUGGAAGGUUUUUGUUAAAGAGCAAGGACCAAGGCCCUUGGGCCACCACCCUGUUGGGCUUCAGAGCUGCAGGGACUUUCUCAGCUGGGAGCAGGGUAAGGCUGUCACCUCAGAUCCCACCCAGGCCCCUCAUCUGCUCUUGCACAGAUGCAUACACUGAGGCCCAGAAGCUGCCUCCUGAGGUCACACAGCCUGUAGAGGCAUGUAGAGCUGGAAUCCAAGCCUUCAGCCAUCUGCCCACUCUGCUCUUAUACCAGGAUCUGCACCCUGGGCCUCAUCUCCCCAGCCCACUUGCCUUUUCUCCUUCCAUCCCUCCCCUAGGCCUCUUUCAGACACUUGGGCUCAGGUCCUUGGAUAUUCUUGUCUUCUUCUUCCAUCCUCUCCACAGGAGGAGGCCCCACCCCAACCCAUAGAUAGGGUCAGCAGGUUCUGUUGAGGGUGGGGCUGGUGUGGGUAUACCCAAGGGAUCCCUGCCUUGUCCUUUCACCAGUCCUGGGGAGGCUGGGACUCCCCCAACCCCUAGCCUGGGCCAUAGCUCACAUUCCACUGCUGGGAGAAGAGAGAAGCUGGGGCCCAGAGUGUCCUGCCCCUGGGAGCCAAAGACCCCAGGGGCCAAACUGGGGCAGGGGUGGGGAGGCUGGCAUUCCCUUUUUAUAAAUAUUAUUACAUAAGAUCAGC